This is a messenger RNA of Thalassophryne amazonica, 4547 nucleotides long. RefSeq lists its product as uncharacterized. Gene Ontology annotation, biological process: regulation of dendritic spine morphogenesis. The transcript has 21 exons. The record is from RefSeq and is a predicted model, not a curated record. Gene Ontology annotation, cellular component: cytoplasm; actin cytoskeleton; postsynaptic density. NCBI's taxonomy places the organism in Eukaryota, Metazoa, Chordata, Actinopteri, Batrachoidiformes, Batrachoididae.
GGUUAGGAGCGCCUCUGCACUCCAUCACACCAGGCAGUGCAGAGAGAGCAUCCUGAACACGGGCGAGCCAUGGCCGCGCGGACCACAGACGGAUGAAACGGGAUCGGGACGGAAUCGAGAAGAAAUGCAAAGAGUCAAUGUCGAAGAAAGACGUGGACAAACAAGACUGUAAACAGGUGCAUCAAGGCUGAGAAUGGGCAAUUCCUCCUUCCCAGGUCGAGAGAAGAGAAAGGCUCCCAUGAUAUCUGCCGGUGAUGCUGAGGUCCCGCGGGAUUAUCACACACUGGCUGCCAGCAGCAGCCGUAUGGUCCGGCGGUUCCCGGACAACAGCAACGGGGGGUUCACGUCCUCCUCCCUGGACCGCCGGCACAACACCGUGGCUGCCAAGAGCCUGGAGGCGCUGAACAGCAUCCACAAGGCUGAUAUAGAGCGCCAGCGAGACGCCCUCAUGGACCUCCAGAAGAACAAAUUCUCAAACAGCUCCUGCAGUGUGUCGCUGUCCCAUGGCUCUCCUGCUGGAGGACGGCAGCAGCAGCCAAACUACUGGAGCUUCAAGACUCGCACCCCACGCGUGACACGACUCAGCCCUACACAGCCGGCUCUUGGCGAUCAGGCCAACAGGGUAUCCUUUGCAUCGGCCGAAAACCUGGAGACCAUGUCAGAGCCUGACAUGCCCAUCGGCUUCAACCGGAUGAACCGACUUCGCCAGAGUCUGCCUCUGGCUCGCUCAUCCAGCCAAGCCAAGUUACGAGCACCAGGUAUCUUGUUUCUCCAGCUGGGGGAGGAGACCCGCAGGGUGCACCUAACCCAUGAGCUGACCAGCCUGGACACCCUGAGGGCCCUGAUUGUGCACAUGUUCCCUCAGAGGCUCACCAUGGCCAUGCUCAGGACUCCCAGCACAGCUCUCCUGAUCAAAGAUGAGACCCGUAAUGUUUUUUAUGAACUGGAGGACCCUCGCGAUGUUCAGGACCGCUGCAUCAUUAAGAUUUACUGCAAAGAGCCUGUCUACGGCACCUACCCCGGACACCACAACCCACACCUUGCUAAUGGAGAUCUGCGGAGGGAGAUGGUGUACGCACCUCAGGACUCUCCACCAGACCGCCGCCUCAGCAACCCGCCGUUGUCUUCCCAGCAUUCGGUCUCCUCUGCCUCGCCUCCACAUUCCUCUCCGUCCCGCACUCGCCUCCUCUACAGCGCCAGUAGGCCGUCCUCCUACGCCGGGCCGCCCCACCACACCCAUUCCCUGCCGCUCCUGCACGCCCAGUCCCACCAUUCCUCUCCGCACCACCAGCCGCAGCUUCACCACCCCCAUCACACCCAACCGGCCUUUUGCGCCUCCUCCAGCGCCAUCCUGGAACGCAGAGAUGUGAAGCCAGACGACGAAAUAGGUGGAUCCAGGAGCAUGGUGCUGCUGCGGGGGGACGAUCGCGGGGGAGGGGGGAUCUACGCAGACCCUUAUUCUCUGGGGCCAGAUACGGGUCGGCUGAGCCUGGCAGGAGGACCUCACUCCCCGAUCCCAGCCAGAGCGGAUCCCUACAGCUCCUUGAUUCGCCGUGGAGGAGGGGGAGGAGGCGAGGGGGGAGGAGGCGCUGGGUCGGUUCGAACACUCACCUCCUAUUCAGCAGCUGCUUUGCAGGGAGAGCUGAUGGAAAGUGGUGCCCUCUACAGGCCAGGAGGACCACUUUAUAACGAUGCUUAUGCUGCUUCUAUGUUGGCCAUGGGGCUGCGGAUGCCACCGCCCUCUUCCCCGCAAAAGAUAACCGACAUGAGGGAUGCCUACCCGGGAACUCUACCCAGUCGGGGGUCACCUGGGAAGCAGAAUUUGAGAAGAGACUCUGUGACUUCUGCUGUGUUUGGGGACAGUCCCAAAGCCCGCGGCCAGGGCUCAGGGUUAGGGCUGACCGCCGAGCAGCUCUGUUUGAUGGCCAGUCCUGGAGGGGACGGGGGGAACGUCGGACCUUUCGGCUCACCUCUGUUGGGCAACGAGACAGAGACCAGGGAGCGUAUGGAGGCCAUGGAGAAGCAGAUCGCCAGCCUGACAGGGCUGCUGCAGAGGGUUCUGAGCCGGGGGCCAGAGGCAGAGAGCCCGGAGAAGAUUGAGUCAGCCAGUGACUGCUCAGGAACUGACACUGGACGAUCUAAAAAAAAGAAAGCUUUGACGCCAUCAGCUCCAUUGGCCCUGAUGCCGCCGCCGUCCUCCGCGGUCAACCAGCCGGUGACAGUGUCCCGCCUGCAGAUGCAACUCCACCUUCAAGGUCUGCAGCAGAACACCAAUGCGCUGCGCAAACAACUGUCUCAACUGCGCAACAUGCAGCUGGAGAACCAGGACUCAGUGCUGUCUCUGUUGAGGCAGACGGAAUCUGAGCUCAGUCUCAUGAUGUUGGAUGCCAUGCGCACCCAGGAGGACCCGCUCCAGAGACAGCGCCUCCUAGUGGAGGAGGAGAGACUCAAGUACCUCAACCAGGAGGAACUGCUAAUCCAACAGCUGCAUGACCUUGAGAAGUCAGUGGAGGAACUGCAGAGGAACUCGUCCAUCAACCACGGUCUGGUGACGGAGCAGGACGUGGAGCAGAAGAGCAAAGAGCUGAGGAUGCUGGGAGAGAUGCUCACUGAUCUGAAAAACCAGUUCCCCAGCCUGCAGAGUAAGAUGCGAGUGGUGUUGAGGGUGGAGGUGGAGGCUGUUAAGUUCUUGAAAGAGGAACCUCACCGGCUGGAGGCCCUGUUGAAGCGUUGUAACACCAUGACCGAUGCGCUUAGCACACUACGCAGAAAAGUCACAGAGGGUGUUUGGAAGAGUCCUGAAGACCUCUCCAGUCAAGCCCAAAAGAGGACAGAGGACAUGAACCGCAGUUCUGACCUGGACAUCCUGAACAGUCCUCCUCUCAGUCUCAGUGAUCUAAGCACCAGCUCUAGUCUGGCGAACUGGGUGCCCAUAUCAGCGGGUGACGCAGACUCUUCUGGGCCUGAGCAGGACAUGCAACCGUCAGUGAGCUUCAGAAGUCGGGUUCUUGAUGACCUGCCAAGUCGACGUCCUGCCGAUAAGUCGGUGUCAGCUGAAGUCAGACUGGCAGCAGAAAGGGACUGGGAGGAGAAACGGGCCAGCUUGACCCAGUUCAGCGCCCAGGACAUCAAUCGUUUGCUGGAAGAAACUCAGGCUGAGCUGAUGAAGGCCAUCCCAGACCUUGACUUCGCUGCCAGGCAUAUCAACAAGCCGGCAGUUCCCCCCAAGCCCCAGAUCACCCUCCCAAUAACCUUGACCACAGCGACUUCUCCUGCAGCCGGGAACUCCGCCACCGCCAGCAAUGCUGCCGCGACGACCGCCACACAGGGCGGGGAGCAGCAGCCCGGCAAAGUGCAGUUGGUUGCCCAAAAGUUGAACAGUAUGGAAGGGGCUGGCAUGCAUCGUGGGUCAGUGGACCUGAACGUGGCCAAGUACCGUACAGAGAAGCCCUCCAAGUCUCCACCUCCGCCGCCACCUCGACGAAGCUUCCCGUCGGCACAUGGCCUCACCACGAACCGCACUGGAGAAGUCAUCGUCAUCACAAAACCUCUGAAGAUUGAAGAGGAUGGCGACAUCCCUAAAACUCUGGUCAGACUGAGGCGGACUGCGUCUGACACCCCUCGACCUGCUUCGACGCCACCUGUCAUUGCGGCAUCAGGUGUUCAGGAUGACAACGAUGAAGAGAAGAUUAUUGCUGAGCUCGAGAUAUUUCAGAGAACGCCUGUAAACGAUUCCCCUUGUAAUAUACGAGACAGCACCAUACCUGGGCCCGACCCCACACCUUUGUGUCCUUUUAGCUAACUGCCUCGCCCUGACUCCCUCCCACAGAAUGCCAGUAACUCUCCCGGGCCGACCCGAGGUCCCACCGUGGCAGCCAGGCUCAAACAUCUUCAGCAGGGCAGCCUGGAGAGGCCCAAAACCCAAAAGCAGAAAGAGGAUUUGCCCAAAGUCCAAGGCCAGCAGCAGGUAUUCCACUUCUAAAACCUCCACCUCUGAUGCUACGUCUGCCUCCCUGUCUGACUCUCUGCGCUAACAUCAAAGGAGGUUUUCUCCCCCCGGCAAGAAAAACUGUAGGUCCUACCAGCAGGCAAAAUGAGAUUAUACAAUAGGAGAGGGGAACUAUCGACAAAAACAUUGCUUUUUCUCCCCCCCCCCCAACAACAGUUAUUGCUGUGUGUUUUGACAUUUGAGUUACUGGGUCGAAACUAGCGUUGCUUAGAGAACAAGUUAUUGUCGUACAAGUACGUUAAUGCUUUUAAUUUCAUGAGGAAAGUCUUGGUGGUGCUUGUGACUGAUUACACUAGCUUUAUUAUAAAAGUCUGAUCUAUACAAAUACAGUAUUUGCCUCCAGUGUGCUACAUAAUCUCCAGUAAUGCCACAGAAUGAUUUCAAAUCUCAAGGUCAAACCAUUGACACAUUUCAAGCCAUGUAUUCUCUCAUCGCUCACUCAUCGAGUUAUCACUGCUUGUUUUUGCACGUGUGUGUUUUGCAUCCUUAAAAACAAACAAACAAAAACAAUGGAAAUUAGCUGCUACUUGCCACGCCC